Molecule: messenger RNA, 1218 nt
Organism: Aspergillus ochraceoroseus IBT 24754
Lineage: Eukaryota; Fungi; Ascomycota; Eurotiomycetes; Eurotiales; Aspergillaceae
Product: H(+)-transporting V1 sector ATPase subunit E
Exons: 4
Coding region: 231-926 (231 amino acids)
Biological process (GO): proton transmembrane transport
Cellular component (GO): proton-transporting two-sector ATPase complex, catalytic domain
Molecular function (GO): proton-transporting ATPase activity, rotational mechanism
Source: RefSeq, a predicted model, not a curated record
CGCCAAGUCAUCGGCUAAGAGAGACAGACCUCGUUGAACUUCCACUGGAGGUUUGUCUUUCUCCUCCUCGUCUGGUAACCCAUUCUUCUUCCAUUCCUAAUUCUAAUUCCCUUUUACAACUCAUCUGGAGUUUGAAGAUAAAUAAAAGCUAGGAAGCUUAGCUCUCGCUCAUUCUCUCUCCCUCUACGUCACCUAUUCAGCUCUAGUUUCGGUUGGAUAUUUCAGACAAGAUGUCGCAAACCCAUGCUCUUUCCGACGAUCAGGUCGCGGGGGAACUCCGCAAGAUGACUGCCUUUAUCCGGCAGGAAGCUUUGGAGAAGGCCCGUGAAAUUCAGCUCAAGGCCGACGAAGAGUUUGCCAUCGAGAAGUCGAAGCUCGUCCGCCAGGAAACCGCCGCCAUCGACACCCUAUAUGAGAAGAAGUUCAAGCAAGCCUCCAUGUCCCAGCAGAUUACCCGCUCCACCCUUGCGAAUCGCACCCGUCUUCGUGUUCUCUCCGCUCGCCAGGAACUGCUGGAUGAGUUGUUCCAGGAAGCUCGUGGCCAGAUCUCCGGAAUCGCCACCAAGGAUGCUAAGAAAUACGAAUCUGUGCUGAAGGCUCUGAUUCUCGAGGGCUUGUAUGCUCUUAACGAAGAUAAGGUGGAGAUCCGUGCGAAGAAGAGUGACUACGAUGCUAUCAAGAAGGUUGUGGGAGAAGCAGAGAAGGAGUUCAAGGAGAAUGUCGGCAAGGAUGUAUCGGUAAGCUUGGACGAAGAGGAGCCAUUGUCAGAAGAUUGUGCCGGUGGAGUUGUCGUCAUUGGUGGCCAGGGCAAGAUCGAGAUUAACAACACCUUUGAGGAGCGACUGCGACUGCUCGAAAUCGAUGCCCUCCCCGCUGUUAGGGAGACGCUAUUCGGAAAGAACACCAACCGGAAGUUCCACGACUAGAAGCAUACCUCCUUUUCCAAUCUACUAUAUCUGCGCGCUUUCUUCUUGUUCCAUCCUUGUAUCUAUGUAACUUCUGACCGACGUUUCUCAGCUUCCUGCUAUUCCUGGGAAAUCACCACAACUUGUAUACAGAUUUACCCUUUUCUGCGUUUCUCUUGUUCUUUUAAGAUUUGCUGUUAGAGCGCUGUUAGAGCGCUGUGCGGAGCAAGUUCUUCAACAGGUAUCAUCUUAGAGGAUAAUGAAGUCAUAUAUGGUAUAAAGAUAUGACCUCAAGUAGACCAUUGGCAGUAGC